UUUGAAUUGUCAAAUCAAAUUCAUUGUUUUCCUUCUAGAAUAUAAUUUGGUUUUCAAUAAAUUUUCCUAAUUAAUCUCUUUUCAUCUUGAAUUUGUACGGUGAUUUUUGGGUGAAAAAUGGCUAUGUUCCCAGGAACAGUGGCCUUUGAUGAAUAUGGGCGACCAUUUAUAAUUUUAAGAGAUCAGGAGAAACAGAAAAGGCUUACCGGUAUCGAUGCACUAAAGUCUCACAUCCAAGCCGCGCGCCAAAUAUCCGGCAUCCUCCGUACGUCCCUCGGUCCCCGAGGCCUCGACAAGAUGAUGGUGUCCUCCGACGGCGAGGUGACGGUCACCAACGAUGGAGCCACCAUCCUGAAGCUGAUGGACGUGGAGCACCAGAUUGGAAAGCUCAUGGUGCAGCUGGCCCAGAGUCAAGACGAUGAGAUCGGCGAUGGGACAACUGGUGUUGUUGUUUUAGCUGGCGCACUCCUGGAGCAAGCCGCCAAUCUGCUGGACAAGGGUAUCCACCCGAUCCGCAUCGCCGACGGCUUCGAGAUGGCAGCGGCGACCGCGCUCCAGCACUUGGACAGCAUCAGCGAAGCGUUCCCAGUGAACAGGAACACCAGGGAGAACCUGAUCAAAGUGGCGAUGACCACGCUCGGCAGCAAGGUGGUGGUGAAGUGUCACCGAUUGAUGGCGGAAAUUGCUGUUGAUGCGGUCCUGUCGGUAGCCGACUUGGAGAAACGUGACGUGAACUUCGAACUGAUCAAGGUGGAGGGCAAGGUCGGCGGCCGGAUGGAGGACUCGAUGCUGGUCCGCGGAGUGGUCAUCGAUAAGACCAUGAGCCACCCGCAGAUGCCCAAAGUCCUUAAGGACGCAAAAUUGGCCAUUCUGACGUGUGCGUUCGAGCCACCCAAGCCGAAGACCAAGCAUAAGCUGCAGGUGGGCUCCGCGGACGAGUACCGCGAGCUGCGGCAGUACGAGCAGGACAAGUUCCUGGAGAUGGUGCGCAGGGUCAAGGACGCCGGAGCGACACUAGCAAUCUGUCAAUGGGGCUUCGACGACGAGGCGAACCACCUCCUCCUGGCCGAGAAUCUGCCGGCCGUCCGCUGGGUGGGAGGGCCCGAGAUGGAGCUGAUCGCCAUCGCGACCGGUGGUAGGAUUGUGCCCAGGUUCGAGGAGCUCACUCCGGACAAGCUGGGCUCUUGUGGACUAGUUAGGGAGCUGACGUUCGGCACGUCCAAGGAGGAGAUGCUGGUGAUCGAGGAGUGCUCCAACUCGCGCGCGGUGACGCUGCUGAUGCGCGGCGGCAACCGCAUGAUCGUCGACGAGGCCAAGCGCUCCGUGCACGACGCACUCUGCAUCGUACGCAGCCUCGUGCAGGAUUCCCGCGUGGUGUACGGCGGCGGCGCGGCGGAGAUCUCGUGCUCGCUGGCGGUGGCGAGCGCGGCCGACAAGCUGUCGUCGCUCGAGCAGUACUCCUACAGGGGCUUCGCUGACGCCCUCGAAUCCGUGCCGCUGGCGUUGGCUGAGAACAGUGGUCUGUCGCCGAUCGAUACUUUGUCGGAGGUGAAGGCGCGCCAAGUGGCCGAGAACAACCCAUACCUGGGAAUCGACUGUAUGGGCAAAGGUUCCAACGACAUGAAGUCUAUGAACGUGAUAGAGUCGCUGCACUCGAAGAAGCAACAGAUCGCGCUAGCGACGCAACUUGUCAAGAUGAUACUCAAAAUUGACGAUGUACGCUCGCCCGCUGACUCCAUCGAAUAAAACCACAUCAAAACAUGUAGUUAGAUAUGUAAUUAUUUCUAUAGACGUAUCCUUAACACAUUUAUUUUAUGAAAUGGAGAGGUUAUAUCAUAAUUGAUUUUAAACUAUUGCUAAUACCUACCUACCUACCUAUUUAGUACCUCGAUGUACUAAAUACUGAGUCCUCAACAAAAAAUUAUUGGUAUUGAUGUAAUUUUUCUAUUUUAUACCGUAAAUGUGGAAUUAAUAUGAAUGGAUAAACGUCAUGUUCUUUUAAGAAAAGGGGAAGUAAAAUAGUCUGAAAAGAAAAGCGCUUUAAAACGGCUGGACCGAUUGGUAUAUAUAUUUUAAUGUUUGUAACAAAAAGUCAAUAAUUCGAAAUAAUAUUGAUUCCGAAAUAAAUGUUAUUAUGUAAAUUCGCAAUAGUAACAUUUUUUUUUAUCAGAGAAAUAACUACUUACUGAAUGUCUAAUAGCCGACGGUUACCACUUUCCAUCAGGUAAUCUGUCAGCUUGCUUACCUUUAAAAUUGGCUACAAUAUAGAAAAUGUUCUUUUUCCAACUAUUUUACUUUCCUAUCCAUGCAAAAUAAUAUUUUAACUAAGAGACUGCAGUGUCUAUGUUAAGUUACUUCAAUUUAAGAUAUGAACAAUGUGUCCUAAUGUAUUCUCAGAAUCCGCCAUCUUGUUAAUGCGAGCAACAACAAAAUGGCGUCGAAUAUUGUAAACGAAACUUCGUUGCAUUUGUUUAAUUAAUAUUGUAAUAGGAAUUUCAUUUCUGCAAAACAUGCAACAUGUUGAGUUCAUUUUGAACAAUAGUCAGUUUAAAUUGACUUUAAUAAUUGUAUUUGGUAUAUCCAAUCUGUUUUAUCAAUUUUAACAGUGUAUCAGAGAGGAAUUUAGCUAGAAUGACCGUUUACCACCGGACUGACUAUAUGCUUAUUUGCUACCUUCGUGGUGUAAAAAAGAGAUAGUUUAAAAUUAAAAUUUGUUAAAACAGAUAGGGAUUACCGGAAGUAUUAAUUUUUUGUCUCAAGUCUUGAACAAUGUGAUGUCGCCGUAUAUGAACUGGACGGGACGGGACGGGAAAUGUUGUGUACGUGAUGUAUGCCUUAUUGCACUAAUAAAUUAAAAAGCUAUUUUA
Messenger RNA from Galleria mellonella (greater wax moth), 2867 nucleotides. RefSeq names its product T-complex protein 1 subunit epsilon (gene CCT5). The transcript is spliced from 10 exons. Bases 118 to 1746 code for a protein of 542 amino acids. Gene Ontology annotation, molecular function: ATP binding; ATP-dependent protein folding chaperone; ATP hydrolysis activity. Gene Ontology annotation, cellular component: chaperonin-containing T-complex. Gene Ontology annotation, biological process: protein folding. The record is from RefSeq and is a predicted model, not a curated record. Lineage: Eukaryota; Metazoa; Arthropoda; Insecta; Lepidoptera; Pyralidae.